This is a messenger RNA of Bactrocera neohumeralis, 705 nucleotides long. RefSeq lists its product as uncharacterized. The coding region runs from base 1 to 705 and encodes 234 amino acids. The transcript has 2 exons. The record is from RefSeq and is a predicted model, not a curated record. Lineage: Eukaryota; Metazoa; Arthropoda; Insecta; Diptera; Tephritidae.
AUGAAGUUCGCAAAGUUACAUUUAGUGCCAGCAUUGCUGCUGAUAGCCGCUGUGUGGCUGGAAAUUGUUGCUUCUGAGUACAAUGAGGUCUUCGAAGGCGCAUUGGGUCGCGUUGUAACACCUGAUUUCAUUAACCAAUUAUCCGGAUCAAAAGGACAAACAAGCAACUCCAAUUGCGGGUCUGAGCCCGUAUAUACAGAAGAACCGACUGAAGAGAGCGAAAUAAUUUACACAGACUCUCCAGAAGAAGAAGCUUUAUCAACGGAUGACGGUUCCUACACUGAUAGCUCUACUCCUACACGGAGAACACAGGAUUAUGAUUACUAUUCGUCACCUGUGAGUUCAAUUGGUCGGAAUGUUGAGCAUAACACAGCAAACGCCAUUUCCAUUGCGCGAAAUCAGCAAACAAAUCGUGUACGCCGACGUAAUCCCUCACGACGUCGUACACAGCAACGCCGUCGUAAUCCCUCACGACGUCGUACUCAGCAACGCCGACGUCGGCAAAAGCGACGUAGACAUCCAUCAGCACAAAGGCGCAGACGUCCGUCGGCACAAAAGCGGAGACGACGAAAUCAUAACAACUCAAAAGAUCGUCGCAGGCGACGACGUGGAGGACAACGCAAACCGCAGCGCAGAGUGAUCGUGCGCAGACGUCAGGCGAACAAACGACGUAAUGGUGAAAGAGUUGAACGUCCUCAAUUAUAA